AUGAAGCAAUCCUUUUAAAUCAAAUCCGAAAUGUAUUUAUUUAUUCUUAUAUACUUUUUAGAUAGCUCUGCUUUAAAAUUGUAUUCUUAGGAUCUAGCUCAGUAGGCAAAACCUCCAUUAUAUAAAGAUUUCUCAAAAAUGAAUUUGCCAUGAAAUCUAUGAGUACUGUAGGAGUUGCAUGCGUAUUUAAUAUUGCUUACAUAAGGAAUCUAAAGUAAUUACUUUAAACAAACAAUAAGUAAAGGUGUAAUUGUGGGAUACUGCUGGGCAAGAGAGAUUUAGAUCUCUUACUAAAAAUUACUAUCGAGGUUGUGAUGCAGUUGUAAUUGUUUAUGAUACUUCCAAUAUGAAAAGUUUUGAACAAGUCAAUAUUUGGAUUGCUGAUUUCGAAGAGUAUAUUCUAUUUGUCAAUACUAAUAUUAGAAAGUGUGAAAGACCAGCUAUCAAGAUGUUAUUAGGAAAUAAAAUAGAUCUAAAUAGAGAAGUAGGAAAAGAGCUUGGUCUUCUUAGUGCUAGAAAAUAGAAACUAUUAUUCCAAGAAGUAUCUGCAAAAGAAAAUAACAACAUUGAAGAUGCCAUGAUCAAGCUAAUAGAAAAUUUAAUUCAGACAAGACAAAUUGAUUCUGAUAAUAAAAUAUUCCGAAGAGGAUCAUUAGUAGAAUGCAAAUUAACAAAUGUAGAUACAAAUAAAAAUUAAGAAAAGGAUAUCUCAAUUUCUGAUACCUCUAAAUUAUAAGCUAUUAAAUCUGGAGGUGAAAGUUCAUAAGAAGAAUCUCCUUAUGCUUCUGCUCCUUUCCUUUAAUAGACUUCUCCUCCAACAAUAAUAGUCACUCCACCUGAAGAUGCUAUAGUAGGAGGUGAAGGUGAUAAUAAUAUGUGGUUAUUAGCUUCUAAAUAAAAAUAAAUAAUGAAAAAGAAAUUAAAUUAUAUUAGUACAUUAGCUACACCUUUAAAAUUAAUUCAUCCUAGAGAAUCUGAUGCAAUUAGGGAUGAGUAUUUAUUAAAACAUAAUGCAAAUCAGGGAUGUUUCUGUUCAUGUUGA
This is a messenger RNA of Paramecium sonneborni, 1042 nucleotides long. Lineage: Eukaryota; Ciliophora; Oligohymenophorea; Peniculida; Parameciidae. The record is from the annotation of a GenBank genome assembly.